Messenger RNA from Talpa occidentalis (Iberian mole), 3076 nucleotides. RefSeq names its product transmembrane protein 72 (gene TMEM72). Lineage: Eukaryota; Metazoa; Chordata; Mammalia; Eulipotyphla; Talpidae. The transcript has 5 exons. The coding region runs from base 171 to 1004 and encodes 277 amino acids. The record is from RefSeq and is a predicted model, not a curated record.
ACCUCUACCAGGCUGUGGUGGCCAGGACUGGCUUGAGAAGGCAGCACCCCAGGGACCAGGGACCCGGAACUGGCAGCUGCAUCCUCCCACUGCACACAAGCAUCUCGGAGCAUCUCAGGCUGGAGUUUCUGCUGCCUGCCCUGUGGGGACCUGCCUUCACCCCCGGCACCAUGAAGCUGCAGGUGUUCUGGACUGGACUGGAGUACACCUGCCGGCUCCUAGGCAUCACCACUGCUGCAGUGUUGAUCGGCGUGGGGACUGAGACCUUCCUCCAGGGACAAUUCAAAAGCCUGGCUUUCUAUCUGCUAUUUACAGGAGCUGCCAUCUCUUUGUGUGAAGGGGCCUACUUUGUGACUCAGCUGCUGACCUUCUGCUUCCAGUGUCAGCCAGGGUCCCUGGCCUACAGAGCACGGGAGAAGGCCCAAUGGCUGGGCUGCUUCCAGAAGUUCCUGGCCUACAUGCUGCUGUCCGUGGCCUGUUUCCUGCACCCCGUGCUGGUCUGGCACGUGACCAUCCCAGGCUCCAUGCUUAUCACCACGGGCCUGGCCUACUUCCUACUGAGCAAGCGGAAGAAGAACAAGGCCGCCCCUGACGCUCCGGCCCCCCCAGAGCAGUACACGGACCCCUCCGGCAGUGCCGUGAGCACCACUGGCUCUGGGGACACGGAGCAAACCUACACCUUCCACGGGGCACUCAAGGAGGGGCCCAGCUCCCUCUUUGUGCACAUGAAGAGCAUCCUGAAAGGGACCAAGAGGUCCAGUGCCCCCCAGCACCCAAACACCCUGACAGAGCUGACUCUGGAACCAGCUGACCUGCUGGCCAAGAAGAAGCAGGUGCACUUUGAAGACCACAUGUCAGAUGUGAGAAUCAUCCCCUCCCUCGCCGAAGGCCUGGAUGAUGAGGACAGCGAGCCAGAAGAGACCACCUCUGACACCACCCCCAUCAUCCCUGCCCCCCAGGCCCCACUCCUCCUGUCCUCUCUCACAGGCACAGGCCUCUUCUGAGCUGCUUGCUCCAGCCUGGGGUUCUGCAUAGAAAGAUGGGCCUGCCCAGAGUUUCCUGAUGUCCACGGGUCCUCCAGAGUCUUCACAGGUCAACUCUUCAAAGGGUCUGGGCCUUUGGGGCCCUCAGGCACCAUGACAGAACCUGCAGAGGCCUCGAGGGAACACAGAUGAAGCUGACACCAUCUCAGCCCAGAACAGGUUCCUCCCUUCUGGACGUGGAGUGGGAAAAGCCUUGUGCUGCCCCCAAAGAGCUCUUCACCCCACUUCACAUAAGACUGCCUCAGCCCCAGGAGAAAUCAUCUUGCUCCUGGCAUAGGGGCAAGCUCUCAACAAGCACUCACGGCCCACCCCAGCUCUGAAGGACCAGGAAUGUGUUGGCAAGUUAAGCAUCUCAAAGGCAAGCGUUGAAAACAGCCAUCAAACCUCAAAUGAGAUUGCUCGGGAUGGGAAGGGAAGCAAAACUACAAGGCCUGGGGUGGACGCAGCGCCUGAAGGUGGGCCGCAUUCUCCGCGUGCUCUGGGGCUGGCACUGGGCAGCAGGCCCCACAAGCCACUCCAAAACAAUGGCACUCUAUGCUCCCUGCAGGGCAAACCAGGCCAGAGGGGUGAAGUUCACUGUAAAAGCAUUGCUCAGCAAUCCCUGCAUCCCUACCACAGGGACUUCUUCAAGAUUCCAAGUAGAUGACAUAAACUAAAAGAUGCUGAAAGCCGCCAACAGGGCCGCAGCACAGGACACAGAGCCUGCUGUGUGCAGGGACCAUAGAGGCUGUGCCUGGAGACAUCCCGCACAGACAAGUCGCUAUGCCAUGCUCAAGGGCCUGGUAGCAAAAUAGUUGAUAAAUGUGUUUGUUCAAAGUGGAAGGGAGGGAAAGAUGAGGAGGGAAUGUGGAGGGGGGAGAAAGGGACAGGCAGACUAGCUCUCUAUUAAGAACUACACGUUGGCAGUCUACCCAGAAUGAACAAGAAACAUAUCCCGUAGUGUAAUGUCCAAGCUGUCAGACCCUGUUUAAUAAGCAUUUCUGUAAAAUCAAGUGCUAGAGCUUUGUUUGGAAUGUGUCUUGGAGGUGAGGAAUGUGUCUUGUUUGGAAUGUGUCUUGGAGGCACUGGGAGUUCCACGUGAAGAGAUGUACAUGUCAUCUAAGGCAUCUAGGUGUCCCGGACUUGUCAUCAGUUAAGAGAAAGCACUGAACAUGCACCAUUAGAGGCUGGGAUGGUUAUCAUCUGACUGAGUUAAGCAAAGUAAAACCCUCUAACACUCUCAUUGCUGGGGGAGGAAACCAGGAGAAGAGCAUUACAUAGACCAGAGCCUGUGGUCAGUGGAAUAGCGAAAAAGUGGCACCUCCUCAGAGGAAGAUGAACACCAUGCCUCUCCACGUGACUCUCAGCCGAGACAUUCUAGGAUCACAUCCUGACCCGUUGCCUCCCUGCAAAGAUACUGUGAUGGCCUCCAUCCUCGCUGAGAAGCAAGACUCCAAGGACUGACUCUGGUGUGGGCGACCUCCCUUUCUCAGCAAAAACUAGAGCAGAUGUUUGAUAAGUGGAACUCUAGAAGCAGGAAGAACACAAGCCUAGGGGGUCAUUCAAUGUGCCACUAACAUGCUGGUUGACCUUUGCCAGGCCUCUUCCCUCUCUGAUCUCAGGUUCCCCUGUCAGGUGGGAAAAACAGCACUUCUCUCAGGAUUGGUGCAAUUGCUUCUCCAAGAAGAUGGGGAAAGGGCUUUUUAGAUUACAAAUCACCCAAGUUGAUGUGAGCGCAUGCUCCUAUUACUGUAGGGCCUCACAGGGAGGAAGCACAAAUAAGGAAACACCACCAAGACUUACCACUGGGGCAAGAUCUAUGCAGGUGUAAGAUCUUGCUCCUUUCUGGAUUCCAGAUGCCAGUGCAUGAGCCUGGGGAGGGAGCAACGCCACCCGCAGCUUACAGAAAGCCACAGCAGGCCCCCCCAGUCACAGGAGCUGCUCUGGAGUUCACUGGGUACAUCCUCAACCCCUACCCCCACCCCGUCUCUCCUAAGGAAUUUUUGUUUUUAAUUUGUAUAUAUACUUAUUGACAUAUCACUCACAUACCAUUA